AUGGGUAUCUUUGGCACUUCGCAAAGUGAAGAACAACAAUUGAGAGAGGCAUCGAACGUUCAAGAGACUAUUCACGACCAAGCAUCUUCAGCCAACCUCUCCGCAUAUGCUACCGCUGAUGAAGACUUGAACGAAACUGAUGAAGAGGACAUUCCAAGUGUGGCUGAACAUGCAAUCGAUGGAAGAGAAACUGGUGCUGAGUCCUCCGAUACAGACACAGGAUCUUACACAAGAGAAAAAUAUGAUGACGAAAAGCCAUCAAAUACUUCAUACCCAGAACCAGAAUACAAUAACCACAAUGAAAAGACUGAGGCAAAGGAAUUGGCAAAUGAUGUGAAUGAAGACGAAUCGUUACAAGGAGCCGCAUCUGAAAAAUUAAACGAAGCAAAUUUUCAAUCGUCAAAUGAACCUAUACGUGUUGAAAAAUUAGAUUGGGAUUCACCAGAUGAUAAAGCUAAUCCUCAGAAUUGGCCUAAAUGGAAGAAGUGGUAUAUUACUUUUACCGUGGCACUUAUUUGUUUAUGUGUUUCAUUAGGUAGUUCAUUAUACGUUGCAGGUGUACCAAGUUUAAUGGUUCAAUUCGGAGCUUCUCAAGAACUUUGCAUUUCGGGUUUGACAUUCUACUUGAUUGGUUUAGCAGUCGGUCCUGCUAUUGCUGCACCAUUGUCCGAAGUAUUUGGCCGCCGUUGGAUUUACUUCUUUUCAUUACCAAUUUCAAUGUUAUUUGCAAUGGGAAUCGGUUUAUCGAAGCAUAUUUAUUCAAUUUUAAUUUUAAGAUUUUUCUGUGGUUUCUUUGCAUCACCAGCCAUGGCAGUCGCCGGAGGUUCCAUUAGUGAUGUUUGGAGUUUCCAAGAUAUGGGAUUCGCUAUGGCUAUGUUCUGUUUAGCACCUUUCUUGGGUCCUGUUUUAGGUCCUAUCAUUGGUGGAUUUGCUGCUGAAAAGAAGGGAUGGAAAUGGACUAUGUGGAUUUACUUAAUGGCUUCAGGAAUUAUUCUUCCUUUCGUCUUGCUCUUACCAGAAACAUAUAAGCCAAUCAUUUUAGCAAAGAGAGCUAAGAAGAGAGGUGUUAAUUUGUAUAAGCCUCCAGUCAAUAAGCAAUUUUUCAAAAACUUAGCGGUUAAUAAUUUAUUGCGUCCGGUGCAAAUGUUAGCUGUCGAACCCAUCGUGUCCAUUUUCACAAUUUAUAUUUCAUUCGUUUUUGCUGUCUUGUUCGGGUUUUUCGAAGCCUAUCCAAUUAUUUUCCAGGGUACUUACGGCAUGACAUUAGGGAUUUCUGGUUUACCAUUCCUUGGUGUAGGUAUUGGUUUAAUUGGUGGAGUGAUUUUUUUCAUUAUAAUAGACAAGACUAUCUACAAUCCUAAGAACCCUGACGGAACCAGAGGCAAGAGAGACGAAAACGGUAAUCCUAUUUUUGGCCUUCCAGAAAAUAAAUUGCUCGCUGGAAAAGUCGGGGCGGUUUGUUUGCCCAUUGCAUUGUUCUGGUUAGCUUGGACCGGUAGAAAAAGCUCAGUUCACUGGAUGGCUCCAAUUGCUGCGGGUGUCCCAUUCGGAUUUGGAUUAAUUUUGGUAUUUUUUGCCGUGAUUUACUACUUUUCGAUGUCAUAUCCACCAGCUUCUCUUGCAUCUGCUUUAGCUGCAAAUAAUUUAGUUCGUUACUUGUUGGCAUCAAUAUUCCCAUUAUUCACGGUUCAGAUGUACGAAAGAUUAAAGAUUGGUUGGGCUACUUCUUUGUUUGCUUUCAUCGCUUUGGCCAUGGUUCCUGUACCAUUCGUAUUCCAAAAAUACGGUGCAAAAUUAAGAGGCAAGUCCAAGUUCGGUUACGCUGCUCUUUUUAAGCGUAUUGCCGAGCAAAAGGCUGCUGCUGCUGCUGCUGCUGCUGCUCAAAGCGGUCAAUCAGAACCUGCUGCUCCAGGAAUGGAUACUUCAAAUAACGUUUGA
Debaryomyces fabryi is the source of this 1938-nucleotide messenger RNA. It is a transcript of the gene TPO4, whose product is annotated as Tpo4p. Lineage: Eukaryota; Fungi; Ascomycota; Pichiomycetes; Serinales; Debaryomycetaceae. The transcript has a single exon. Gene Ontology annotation, biological process: spermidine transport; spermine transport; transmembrane transport. Gene Ontology annotation, molecular function: spermine transmembrane transporter activity; spermidine transmembrane transporter activity. Gene Ontology annotation, cellular component: membrane. The record is from RefSeq and is a predicted model, not a curated record. The coding region runs from base 1 to 1938 and encodes 645 amino acids.